AUGCCGUCCCCUUUCUUGACCCCCGGGCCCAUUGCGCAGGCCAAUGAUGUCGCGCUCUUGCACCUACGCCGCGACCAGACCAUUCCGACGAUCCUCCGUGACUAUGACGAUGAGAACCAGGGCUACAAGGAGGGCAAGGUCUCCAAUACUCGUUUUGGCUCGUUCCCGCACAGUACCCUGAUCGACCAACCUUGGGGCUCUCAAAUCGUCGCCUCCAAGGUCGACACCGGCUCACGGGGCCGCAAAGGCCUCGCUGGCAAGCGCAAAGCUGACGAGAUCGAAGCAUCGCCCACAACAACAGGCGCUGAGGAAGACAGUUCCUCUUUGAAAAAGCCGGUCGCCGCCACAAGUGGUUUCCUCCACUUGAUGUACCCAACCCCCGAAUCUUGGACAUUGUCCCUCCCGCACCGAACCCAGGUCGUCUAUACCCCAGACUACAGCUAUGUUCUUCACCGGCUCCGCGCGCGUCCUGGAGGCACCGUCAUCGAAGCUGGAGCAGGCAGUGGCUCAUUCACUCAUGCGGCGGUUCGUGCUGUCUUCAGUGGAUAUCCCAACGAAGAGUCCGUCGCCAAGAAGCCGAGGAUAGGAAAGGUGUGCAGUUUCGAGUUUCACGAGCAGAGGGCGGGUCGAGUAAAGGAGGAGAUUACACAGCAUGGUCUAGAUGGGUUAGUACAGGUCACGCACCGUGACGUCUAUGAGGAUGGCUUUUUGCUGGGCGACCCCAAGACUGGCCGGUCACCCAAGGCGACCGCCAUCUUCCUGGACCUGCCUGCUCCAUGGCUUGCCUUGAAGCACCUUGUCCGCAAACCCGCUUCUGGUGCAGAGUCUCCUCUCGACCCAUCAUCCACCGCCCACCUGUGCACUUUCUCCCCUUGCCUCGAGCAAGUCGAGCGCACGAUUCGCGUCAUGCGCCAGCUGGGGUGGCUAAACAUUUCCAUGGUCGAAGUCAACCACAACCGGAUUGACGUGAAGCGAGAACGCAUCGGACUAGAUUGCGAGGGGAUUCGCGGAUCAACGGUGUUCCCGAGAUCCGUGGAUGAGGCACUGGCCAAGCUCCGAACUGACGAUGAACGCGCCAAGAAGAUCAGACAGGGCCAUGUUGACGGCAUUCAAGGCGAUACAUCGUUCCAAGAAGAGACUGCCAGAAUCCCAAAGGAACAAUCCGGGCCCACGUAUAGCUUGGGCCGCCUGGUACAUCGGUCAGAGUCGGAGAUCAAGACGCAUACUUCCUACUUGGUCUUUGCCAUUCUUCCGCGAGACUGGUCCGAAGAGGAUGAACAGAAAUGCCGGCAAAAAUGGCCCUCUUCCAAGUUGGAGGCUGAAGAAAAAGCGCCCAAAAAGAGCAGGAAGCAGAUGAAGAAGGAGUUCAGGGAGCUUCGCCUUCAAGAACAAAAAGAAGACCAAGAGCAGCAAGCUGCGGAUGUGAACACCGAUGAAUGA
Penicillium canariense is the source of this 1440-nucleotide messenger RNA. RefSeq names its product tRNA 1-methyladenosine methyltransferase subunit GCD14 (gene trm61). NCBI's taxonomy places the organism in Eukaryota, Fungi, Ascomycota, Eurotiomycetes, Eurotiales, Aspergillaceae. Gene Ontology annotation, cellular component: tRNA (m1A) methyltransferase complex; nucleus. The transcript has a single exon. The record is from RefSeq and is a predicted model, not a curated record. The coding region runs from base 1 to 1440 and encodes 479 amino acids. Gene Ontology annotation, biological process: tRNA methylation.